Messenger RNA from Pichia membranifaciens NRRL Y-2026, 940 nucleotides. RefSeq lists its product as hypothetical. NCBI's taxonomy places the organism in Eukaryota, Fungi, Ascomycota, Pichiomycetes, Pichiales, Pichiaceae. The record is from RefSeq and is a predicted model, not a curated record. The transcript has a single exon. Gene Ontology annotation, molecular function: metal ion binding; pre-mRNA 3'-splice site binding. Gene Ontology annotation, biological process: mRNA splicing, via spliceosome. Bases 61 to 789 code for a protein of 242 amino acids. Gene Ontology annotation, cellular component: U2AF complex; spliceosomal complex.
GCAAGCAGUUGAAAUCGGAUCUUUUAACUAACUCAAAAGCUACAUAAGCUACAUACAAUUAUGGAUAACGCAUCACUACCGCCAAUGCCUUUGAUUCUGAGGAAGAAAAAUGACGAUACCAGGGACAAUUCGAACUAUCAGCAAAGACAUGCAAACUACAGACGAAAUUCUCAUCAUGUGCAGGAGCGAUGCCCAUUCUGGGACAAAGUCGGGGCAUGCAGACAUGGAAAUAAAUGUGUAAGAUUACACACUAGGCCAAAGAAGUCGAAAACUGUGGUGUUUUGGAAUUUAUUUCCAAACCCGGUUAGAACGUGCUACAAGAAAACUACAGGUAAGGACGGGACGGAAGAUGUUACAAACAACGGAGGAGACUUCGUGGUUCUCGAUGCCGAAAUAGAUGAAAGAAAAUUGAGCCAGGAAGCCGACAGGUUUUUCCAAGAUAUUUUUGUCGAGCUGUCUUUGAAAUAUGGAGAAAUCGACGAUUUGAUUAUUUGUGGGAACUACAACCCCCACCUUGGAGGUAACGUUCUGGUGAAAUUUAAAGACGAGAGAAGUGCCGCCAAAUCUUACCAAGAGUGCAACGACCGCUGGUAUGGCGAAAAACCCAUUUUCUGUGAACUUUCUCCAGUGUCAUAUUUUGAAGAUGCUGCGUGUAAAGAUUUUUCCGUGUCUGGAAGAUGCGACCGUGGAGACCAGUGUAACUUGAUACACGUUAGAAGACCAGAUUAUGGGUUGCGAAAGAAGUUGUUUGCCAGUCAGAGAGCAUACUACAAAGAUACAGACAGGUGACUUUUUGUAGGCUCCUAAGUUUUUUCUCCGCUUUAUAUCGAAUUCUAACUUCCGUUACGAACGCCAAACUUUCUCCCAGAGAUAGGUGGAUUGUACUUGUUUUAGAUAAAUGCAAUGAUCUAACACUUUGUAUAUCACACCAAAAGCCAGC